This is a messenger RNA of Rotaria socialis, 1731 nucleotides long. The record is from the annotation of a GenBank genome assembly. NCBI's taxonomy places the organism in Eukaryota, Metazoa, Rotifera, Eurotatoria, Philodinida, Philodinidae.
AUGCCAAUCACCACUGAGUUUAAAGAGUCGAUUCAGCGGCGACAAGAAAAACUAGGCAGAUCUGGUUAUCGAGUCAUCGCCAUGGUUCAGCAAAUAAUUAGUAAAGAUAAAUACGAUGCCAACAUAAACGAAUACAAGAAGGCCAAGAAAGAGGAACGACUGACAUCUGACGAGCCCGAUCUCAAUGGAUUGCCACAUAACCAGUAUUGCUUCAUCGGUGAGUGUCAAUUUCAUUUAUUUCUACCAGACAUCAUGCAUCAUACUAUAGGCACAGAUUCGUGUGGCUAUGGUCACUGGGGAUCAUCCAACAACAGCAGCAGCCAUCGCAAAAAAGUCAAUAUUCUCUCACAAGAAAUUAGUAUCAAUGGUGGCAUUGAUACAUUUCGAAUUGAACAAGAUAAUGAAAAAGGCCAAACAUUAGCUUAUCUCAUGCGCAACACAACUAUACCCCUCGAAACACAUGUUAUCGGUGAACUAACUACCAAUGUCGAAGCCACGUGUAUGAAAACGCUUGAUAUGAGCGCAAAUGUGGCAAACAAAAAGAAGAGGAGGAACAUGAAACCGAAUAUUUGCAAGCGAAUACUGAAACGAAUUCAAUUCUAUUUCAAGGAUCCUAAUGAAGUCAAAAUUGCUGAGAAGUUAGAAAUAAUCCCAUACGGAGUCGUCGUGACUGGUGGUGAUAUUCCUUCGAUGGAUGAUUACAUGUGGGAUUGGGUUUUGUCACACAAAGAGCUUGUCUUUGCACGAACAUCGCCCGAACAAAAGCUGCGUAUUGUCAUGGAGCUAUCGAAGAGAGGCGAAGUAGUGGCAGUUACGGGUGAUGGAACCAAUGAUGCACCGGCACUCAAACAAGCCGAUCUCGGCGUAGCGAUGGCUGCUGGAACUGAUGUGGCCAAAGAGGCAGGUGAUAUGAUCUUGCUCGAUAACAAUUUUUCGUCGAUUAUAAAAGCUAUUGAAACGGGUCGAUUGUUAAGCGACAAUCUAAAAAAAGUGGCCAUCUACCUACUACCAGGAGGUUCCUGGUCUGAAGUGAUGCCGGUUUACUUUAACAUCUGGCUUGGUAUUCCUUUAUCAUUAUCGGCGUUUUUGGCCAUCAUCUUCUGUAUGCUAAACGAUGUUGUCAAUUCAUUGGCGAUGGUCUCCGAAAAAGCUGAACGAGAUAUUAUGUCACGACCUCCGGCAAUUCGUCACAAGACUCAUUUACUAGAUUGGAAAUUACUCUUCCAUGCCUAUCUCAUUGUAUGUAAUAUUGAAUGCUUCUCUGCAUACUUUUGCUUCUUCUGGUACUAUUCAGUGCAAGGCAUUCCUCUUAGCAGCAUUUUUUUUACGUAUUCGCAUUAUGGUACAGAUCCUUACAUAGCCAAAAGUUCAGAUGAUCUACUGCUUAUUCAACAAAAGGGACAAUGUAUUUAUUAUGUUGCUUUGUGCAUCAUGCAAUUUUUCAAUUUACUCUCUUCACGAACACGAUACGUUUCAUUCUUCAGUUAUAAUCCACUGUUUGGCAAAGCACGUAAUUUAACCAUCCCAUGUGGCAUCCUUUUUUCAACAAGCGUCGGUUUAGUACUGACAUUGAUACCGUGGUUUAAUUCAGUAUUCAAAACUCAUCCUGUACCUGUUCGAUUUGUCUGCCCUGCAAUAGGCUUUGGUGCAGCCCUAUUUCUAUUCGAUGAGUUAAGAAAAUUGCUGGUACGACGAUUUCCCAAUUCUUUUAUUGCCAAGAUGGCUUGGUAA